Molecule: messenger RNA, 604 nt
Organism: Arachis duranensis
Lineage: Eukaryota; Viridiplantae; Streptophyta; Magnoliopsida; Fabales; Fabaceae
Exons: 4
Coding region: 22-465 (147 amino acids)
Biological process (GO): translation
Cellular component (GO): ribosome; large ribosomal subunit
Molecular function (GO): structural constituent of ribosome
Source: RefSeq, a predicted model, not a curated record
GGGGCGGAAAAGAACACAGAGAUGGCGUCUGCAAUAGCUAUAGCACAUUUUUGUCCAGGAAGAGGCUUAACUCUUUCUUGCUACAAAAGAAAUCGUUUCCACCUUCAUCAUCUUCGUUUUUCUUCUACUUCUCUCUCCCAUGCUGUCUUCUCCAGAGGUUACUUGUCAACUGAGAUGUUUACAAGGCCAAAAGUUCACCCCAUUAUUUGCAUGGCCAAAAGAUACGCACCAAACACCACAAAGAGAAAGAGAUUGAGUAGAAAGAGGGGAGGUGACCCUGACAAGAAGAGACACAGGAGAAGGAAGGGGUCCAAGAAGAAGCUUUUCAAGAUCAUCAGGCUUGUCUCAGCAGCUGGGACUGGAUUCUUCUAUGCCAAGAAGAAGAGCAGGAGGAUUCACAAGAUUGACCUCAAGAAAUAUGAUCCAAAGGUGAAGCUCCAUGUCCUCUUCACAGAAGCCAAAUGAUAUGUAACAUGCCACUUUUGCCUUUGGGCUUUAAUGAUCGUAUUAGUACUAAAACAUGGCUGUUCUUCCAAUUCAUCUUGAAAAUUUUUAUUAAUUAAACUGUUCAAAUAUUAUAAAUUAAUUACGUUUGGUUUUUAGU